AUGCACUCGUUCCCGAGGCCCAUCGCGGCCUUACCGGCUCAACAUGAACGUGCGCCUGAGCCUGAGCCUAGCGCUCUGAUAUGGGGCAGUGGUCCAGGCCCUCCAAGAAUCAAUCAUGCCUUGCCUGGUUGGAAGGAAGAGAAGGCGGCAAUCGAGCGCAUGUGGGCGCUGUAUCUCGAAACUGUGCCGUCUGUCAAGGAAGAGGCCGAACAGUGGAAGGGCGACGCGGAUGGAAUCAUCAUAUUUACUGGUCUUUUCUCUGCCAUGGUCGCUGCCUUCGUCAUUGAAAGUUACAAAUACUUGUCUCCAGAUCCCUCGAAUGCUACCACCUUGAUAUUGGCCCAGAUAUCCCAGCAACUAGCCUCCGUAGAUGGCUCUACGCCUGUCAGCACUCAACUGCUGAACGGCAUAUCUACGUCUACGGGCGCGUCCAGUGUCCGCGUGAAUGUACUCUUGGUGCUAUCGCUUUGCAUCAGCGUCACAUGCGCGCUUUUUGCUGUUAUGGUACAGCAAUGGGCUCGGCGCUUCCAGCGGAUCUGCGACCGUCGGUCUCAAGGCAGCCAGUCGUCGCAGGCACUAGCCCGGGUGCGCCUGCAUCUCGCACCUAUGGGUCUACAAGUUCAAAACUUCAUCUCGAUGCUUCAACGAAGCCUGCAUAUCGCCGUAAUACUCUUCUUUGCGGGCCUUAUCGAGUUCUUUUGGCCCAUCGACAUCAGCGUAGGGAGGACAGUACUCGCUAUGUUAGUCAUUCUGGGAGCCAUGUACCUCUCCCUCACGGUUUACUCGUUCACCGAGCCUACAUCUCUCUUCCAAACACCUUUGACACAAAAUGUCUUCGAGGUGUUCGCCCUUACUUCCAACACGAUCUACUCGGUCUUCAGCGGCCACGGAGCACGUAGUGUUCUCGAAGCUCUAAGGCGGAUGUUUCUCCCGCUCGGGCCUCUCACCGUCGAAAAGUUCAACAGCAGCAGACACUUUCUCGUCGCAUUGUCCCGACAUGGACAUCUCGGCUUCGACGAAGCGAUGACGCUAGCCAUCAACGAGGGGCCUCUGGGAAGCCUCGAGAUCGAUGCCCUAGUAUGGCUGUUUCAAGCGUACCGCGCUGGUUCCCCCGAGCAGCUGUUUCGUGGCGCGGGCAUCUGCUUUGUGGGUCUUUGCACCAUCUUGGGCAUGUAUCUGCCUUCUAAAGGACAAGGUGUACCCAUCGCACCAGAAGCACUUGAUCUUAUCACGAAGCUGUACCAGUCGCCGGCGCCCGAUGCAUGGACCCAAUAUUUUGACUCUUGGGAGUCGUGGCUGGUCCAUGUGACCCGAACAUGCGAUCUCUCGACACCAGCCAGUGUUCAUUUCACCGUCAUGUGCUUCCGCAUGCACUGGUUCGUGCUGCAUGGCACCUCCAUAGUGUUACCGCCUAUUUCAAACACCCUCGUCAAUUCUGGAAGCCAGUACGCAACGAACGACCGCCCUAACUUCGCACUAUAUAACACAUUGCAGACGUUGCGCGAGCACUUCUCCGUAACUGUUGCAAUAGUGGCUCGCUGCUUGCAGGCUCGCAUCGCCGCGGCGCUCGAUGCGAGAUGGGCAAUACCCGGUCCUGGUGUGAGCGACCACAACAGCGACCUAUUUUGGAACUUUAUUUCCGUCCCUCGGACGUUGGCCCAGAAUGCCCGAGCUGACCCUGCAGUGUACGCGGCGACAUGCAAUCGCGCCAUCCUUAUCGUCAUCGCACUCGUUCAGGACACCCUCGACGCUGGGCGCUUGCGGAGCGUUUCAGGCAGCACGAGACUGCCACCUUUGCGGCGAGGUGCGGGACCAGUGCUCAAGACGAUCGACACGCUUCAAGCCUGCAUAUUCGAACGCACCGCCAAUCCGCCAUUGCUUAUGCUCAUUGACGCGCUCGAAACGUACUACCUUGAGACCAGAGUGUCUCUCCUACCUACUCGCGACGAGGGUCCUGCAUACGAGAACGAGCGCGCGCUUUUAGCUGCUCUGGAGGGCAUUCUGUGGCGUCUCGGGCGACCCGAGAAAGCCGAGGCAGACAACCCGACCACGACGCCCCGCGAAGGCAGCGGUCACACAACCCCGCACGAAUAUCUCCCGUCGCUCAGACGUGGCGAAGAUAUGGACAUAGACAAGGAAGAUGUCUAA
Peniophora sp. CBMAI 1063 is the source of this 2148-nucleotide messenger RNA. NCBI's taxonomy places the organism in Eukaryota, Fungi, Basidiomycota, Agaricomycetes, Russulales, Peniophoraceae. The record is from the annotation of a GenBank genome assembly.